Molecule: messenger RNA, 4479 nt
Organism: Symbiodinium sp. CCMP2592
Lineage: Eukaryota; Dinophyceae; Suessiales; Symbiodiniaceae
Source: the annotation of a GenBank genome assembly
AUGGCUCGGGUCAUCUUGAGACUCUUAUGCAGCUGGCUGCCUGCCGUGCUGUUGAUUCGGGUUGGCGCCCAGCAGUAUACAGCAUUAGACAUUGCGACAGGGCAACAUGUUUGCGUAAUCCUGUCCGACGGCAUGCUCAAAUGCUGGGGUCCUAACAGCGAGUAUCAGUUGGGUUACGGUGACCAAACGGUGCGUUCUGUGAUGGGCGAUGCUUUGCCAACGGUUGACCUUGGAACUGGCCGCAGUGCCCAGCGACUGCCGGACUCGAUGUACCAGACGACGUUUGUGAUUCUGGAUGAUGGAUCCCUCAUAGGCUUUGGCCAGAACUCGAAUGGGAUCGCUGGUGCCGGCGUCAGCACCACACGAGUGGGCAGCGCCGGGGCCGGAGCCCUUCCGGCGAUCAAUUUGGGCACUGGCCGAACUGCAAAACGGGUUGCUAGCAUCGAUUCGCACACAUGUGUGAUUCUGGACGACGACACCUUGAAAUGCUGGGGAGGCACGAAUUUUGGAAACCCCACUGGGUCUGGUGAUACAACUAACCGAGGUCACACUGCUGCAAGCAUGGGUGACAACUUGCCAGUCGUGGAUCUAGGAACUGGUCAUGUGCCGGCGGAAGUGGUUUGCGCCCGCUAUUUCACAUGCGUACUUCUUACAAGCGGCAACGUCAAGUGCUUCGGGUUCGGUUCGAAUGGAGGAUUGGGCCAGGGAGACCUCCAUGACCGAGGAACCUCACCCAGCCACAUGGGGGACAACCUGCCUCUAGUGGAUUUGGGCACUGGGAGGACCGCAGUGCAAAUCGGUGCGGGUGAACAAGCCGCGUGUGCUAGGUUGGACGAUUCUUCGGUGAAGUGCUGGGGGUGGCAGGUCCAUGGCAUGCUCGGCUCAGAAUCAACGAGCGACUUCGGAGAUGCACCUGGCAGUAUUGGAGACCACCUGCCAACCGUGAAUCUCGGAACGGGUCGCACUGCGAAAGACCUCGCCGUCGGAGAGAAGCACGUUUGCGCCGUUUUAGACGAUGAUAGCAUCAAAUGUUGGGGACAAGGUACUGGUGGCGGGUUGGGACAGGGAGAUACCGUGCAACGCGGGAAAGCAGCCGGGACGAUGGGGGACGACCUGCCUGCUUUCAGCUUGGGCACAGGCCGUACAGUGAAGAAGAUGCGACUUGGCUACGAGCUUUUUGGUUGUGCAAUCCUUGACGAUGACAGUGUCAAGUGCUGGGGGCAAGCCACUAGCAACGCCAGAUUGGGGUAUGGAGACACGGAAAAUCGUGGAGACGCAGCUGGCGAGAUGGGCGAUAACUUACCGGUGAUCGACCUGGGCAUCGCUCCUACCACCACGACGGUAGUGACGACUACCACAACAAGCUCUAGAUCAGAGACCGUGACAAGCACAUCAACAAUGUCGAGCAGUACCACAAGCAGCAGUAGCACAACUAGCACCACUAGUACAAGUUCCACAACGUCCUCAACGACUGCAACUCGCACCACGGCUACAAGCACCAGCAGCAGCACAAGAACAAGCACAAGCACGACUAGCAGCACAAGCACAAGCACAGGCACAACAAGCAGCACGAGUAGAAGCACAACGUCCUCAACGACUGCAACUCGCACCACAACUACAAACACCAGCAGUAGCACAAGCACAAUCACGAGCUCAAGCACGACAAGGAGCACAAGCACAAGCACAGGCACAACAAGCAGCACAAGCACAGGCACAACAAGCAGCACAAGCACAAGCACAACGCCCUCGACGACUGCAACUCGCACCACAACUACAAGCACCAGCAGUAGCACAAGCACAAUUACGAGCUCAAGCACGACAACGAGCUCAAGCACAAGCACAGGCACAACAAGCAGCACAAUCACAAGCGCAACGUCCUCAACGACUGCAACCCACACCACAAGUACAAGCACCAGCAGCAGCACAAGCACAAGCACGGCGACCAUGAGUAGUACAACUGAGAGCAGUACAACAUCCAGCAGUGACGCUAGUACUUCAAGCAGCUCACAGAGCAGCACAAGCACAACUAGUCACACGUCGGCAACAAGCUCCGCUACCAGCAGCACAGGAACAAUUCCAGUCUUGAACGAGCAAGAGUUCGCGCAGCUCGAGGAACUCCGCGAACAGCAGGCCACUGAGGCAGUGGAAACCCUUGAUGCUGUGGAGGAGGCAGCUGUGAGCCAGACGCUUCAAGUGCUAUCCUCGCAGAUUGCAAGUAGCAACUCCACGAAUGGUGUUUUGGCGGAAGCAUCUGUUGAAACCGUAGCAGGUGUUCUGAAGGUGGUGGCUCUGUCUGCUGCAUCCUUGCCAGAAGGCAGCAAUGUCAGCAUCGAGGGAGAAGAGGGUACCAGCGUUUCCGUCCCUACUGCUGUUCUCGCCCAAGCUGCUGAUGCUGCUGGUUCGGAGGUGGUGUUGCUGAGCUUCACCACACUUUCAGCGAACGUCUCUGACAAGAUCAGGAGCGAUGACUCCAGGUUAGCCCGACGGCUGGCUGCUGAUGCUGCUGGCAUGGAUACCGGCUCAACGCUGGUUGGUCAGUCCAUCAGCAUCGAGUUCCGUACGUCAGGUGGAUCCAAGCUUGAGAUCAAGAACCUCGCUGAGCCCAUGGAGUUUCUACUACCAGUGUCUGAAGAGAACGCUACGUGCGCAUAUUUUGAUGAGGAGACCCUGCGCUGGUCGACUGAGGGUGUAGAGACCAUUGCUACGUCUUCUGGCCAAAUCAUCUGCCGCACCUCUCACCUGUCGAUCUUCGGAGGAGUUCUGGGCUUCGUUUUGGGGAAUAUUGCCAGCGUGUUGAAAUGCAGCACAGCCUCGCAGAUAUUCAGUGCUGAAGGUGUGGCCAAAUUGGGACAGCACCAGUGGCUCUCCCACAGUACAUCAGUGGUGGUUUUCGUUUGUUUUUUCUGUUUUGUGGUGGGGUUCUGCUUGGCAGUCCGCCUGGACACGAAAGUGAGCAAUGCAAUUCCCUGGGAGCACAAGGAGCCCCUGCUUCUGCGCACGAAGACCUCAGUCGGUCAAACGCUGGCGCCAGAAGAUAACAAGCAUGAGGCGGAGAAUGCUGAGACCAAUAAGUCUUGCUGCACCCGUACCCGAGAGCUUUUGGAAGCAUCCGCGGAAUGGCUUCUGUGGGGAGUUGGGCUUUUCUUCGGAUAUGAAAACUUGUCAGAAGUCUUGAAAGAGUUUUUGCCGAACGCCCCGGAGUCCGUGGUCAAUCGCUGCAUUACCAGCAUCCACGCUCACAAAACAGGCACCUCGAGAGACAGCAUUGACGGCGUGAAGAAGAUGGUCAAGUCGCUCUCCCGCACCAGGUCUUUUCCAACCGAGACCACGCCAGACUCAGGCAACGACCCUGUGUCUGCUGGGCAAAUUAUCUCGGAGACCCCAGAAACAAAUGAUGAGAGGCAGCGGCCUUUCUCACGGAUUUUGUCACGCAGUGCAUCUAACCUCAACACGCCCGGCAUGAUGCGCAAGAUGAAAUCGUUCGACCCUUCUCACAGUGUCCACCUGCUUGAGUAUGAAGACAUUCGAGCACGCGGGGAGAAGGCGGUGCAGAGCUUCAUCUCGAGCACCAUUGUGAUGCGAAUUUUUCUCCUCUUCCCGUCUAUCCACCCCUGGCUGGAGACUGUUCGAUUCAGCCUGUUUACCUCGCACGCCACACGCGCGGCGCUCAUCAUCACGAAGCUGACGAGUGCAGCAGCCGCGGCGGCGCUAUUUUACUCCAGCAGCUCAGUUUCACCAGAUUCGGAUCCGGACUGCCUUCCUCCAAGCGAUCUGCUGUCCAGUAUGAUCCAGGCCGCAACCGUGGGGCUCGUCACCGCUUUUCUUGGAGACACCGUUGUCUUCAUUUUGUUCAUGAUACAGACACGGGAGGCCGUUCACAAGCACGAGUGGGAUCCGUUGGCCAGGGAUAAGCAGCUGCGCCUGUGGAAGUGCAAAUCCACCGUGUUUUGGUUGAUAUGGAGUUCGCACCUGUGCUUAUGCAUGUUCUACACCCUCGCCUUCCUUGCAAAUGUCAGCUCGGAGGAUGCUGCAGCAUGGCUCGAAGGCUGUGCCAUCAGCCUCCUGCAAGACCUGGUGAUUUUUCCCCUGACUGUGGCACUCACCCUCGCCAUCUUCGCAAGCCUUGCAAUCUGUUGUAGCCGAAAGGUGAAGCAGCGCAUUGACGGCGACUGGUUUGGAGCGGAGGAGUCCGAAGAGGAGCAGGAGAUGGAGGGUGAGGAAGCUGGAGCAGAGCAGGACAACGUUUUCCAUGGCUGGCUUCAAGCGGAAGAUGUCGUGGAAGUCAUGACCCCGGAAGAAGAUUUAAUAGUUGAGGUAUUUCUGGGCUCGCCGGGAGAGUCGCAUGUCACCACGAUCACAGACGCUCGCCUUCGGAAGAUUGCUGGAGAAGCCUCUUUGGAGGUGUCUAGCCGGCCUGGCACAGCUCUGUACGUGGAUGAGUGUGAUAGUUGCAACUCAGUGAGCUUAGCGAGGGUGUAG